Zophobas morio is the source of this 2080-nucleotide messenger RNA. RefSeq lists its product as uncharacterized. Bases 222 to 2063 code for a protein of 613 amino acids. The record is from RefSeq and is a predicted model, not a curated record. The transcript is spliced from 3 exons. NCBI's taxonomy places the organism in Eukaryota, Metazoa, Arthropoda, Insecta, Coleoptera, Tenebrionidae. Gene Ontology annotation, molecular function: protein-folding chaperone binding.
GUAACUGGGGUCGCAUAACCGCGAAGAAACUGACAUUCAAGUGGCAGUGGCGAUAAAAUAAUCUGUUGCGAUAAGCGUAUAAUUGCGACGAGAACAAUUUACUUUAAAAUAUAUAAUCUGAACUGUACUGUAAUAAUAGAUCUCCAUGUGGAAGAUAAAGUCGUCGACUAGUUUAUUGGGUGUGGAUGUUUGUGUGAAAGUAUUUUUAAAACAAGGUCGACAUGUUUGGAGGAUGCUGUGAAUCGACCGAUUUCCAACUAAUUAAAAGGCGCCUAAAAAAUUUCGCCAAAGAACUCAAAGGUUUGGGCUCUAAGCAGCUGACAUCUCGCGAAGAGCGCCGUUUACGUGAAAGAUUUCAAGAGAUCAUUCACAUUAUUGAGCGCAAGAAAGGCAAGAUUCCUCCAAGAGAAUAUAAAAAGUUGUGGGUCAAGGUCGACGAAUUUCGCCAAAAUUUUCAGCAUUUUGGAUUUUUUGAAAUGGAACCACCGACGAACAGAGAGUUCGAUGUACCAGACAACCAGGUGGAAGAAAACAAGAACUUGAGGUCCGCCACAGCAGGAAAGGGUGACGAAGAACAUACAGAAAAGAGCGAUUGGUCUAACCCCAGUAAUGAGUACAUUGCAAUCAAAAGCCACCUGGAAAAUUUGAUAACAUUUUCUAAGAAUGUGGAUUCUGAAAGUACAGAGGAUUGGUUAAUACAACAAAAAGAACUUUUUGCAAAGAUAUCAAAGAAUACGUUUCUUUCUGACGAACAGCGUCGUGAGUUGUUAAUUUUAUGUAAACGAUAUAAAACGGAUCUUGAAAACACAAAAAGAAAGACCAAGGAUGAGGACCUAAUGGAACAUUAUGAUGCCACAGGCACACAAAAUUAUAAAGCGUUUUCUACGAAUUAUUCCGUGCAGAACUCUGGGUGUUGGAACAAACCCUCCAGUGAUUCUAAAUCGAGUACUUCGGACCCCAGCUAUUUUAAUAGAUACAAUAAAGAAAUAAAUCAGGUAUCCCAAAAUCCCAAUUUUCCAAAGAGUGAUGAGUUAGCAAGAGUCCAUAGAUCAAGUCACAAGACCAAUUUCGGUUUCAAUCCAAGCACGAAAGGAGCAUCUUUCGAAAAAGAUCAAACCAAAUAUGAGGAAGAAAUGGAUCACGAAAUGGUCCCAGAACAGACAACACAAACCCGAUCUGGAAAAUUACCCACUGCUUAUACGAGAACCGUAGAAUUAGUUUCAGGAAUGCCGAGACCCACUAUAAAUAAUUCGUGUGAGGAACAACAUCCAGUUGAAGAAACUGGUAAAAACACCCGAAUCCACCAAGACCCAGAAACCGAAAUUCAAGACACCAAACGUGGGCGAAGAGAAGAAAGUGCAGCUGAAAGAAUCAGACACAGUGUCAGACAUAAUGAAGAUGAAAAUUGUGCCCGAAAACAAAAUGGUCAUCAGAAGCAUCAUUGUCCUAGCUAUCAUGACCCUCACCUGAUUGGUAAAAAAGAGGGCAAGGUGUACCAAGAUGAUUCACUCAGAACUGAAGAUGUACAGUUCGAACCACAUUUCCAUAAUAAUAUUUCAGGUACUAAAAACUUUAAUAGACCAGAUGGAUCCUUAGGAAGUUGUGGCGACCACGUUUAUUCAAAUUCCAGUACAGAAUACACAAGAAACAAUUCAAACCACCAAUAUUCUUCUUCAAACUUAAGCGAUAAUCCUCAGUCCCGACACCGUGGUGUUCUAGAAAUAGCCCAAGAGGCCAAGGAAGACGAACCUUUGCAGAUCCUCGACGUUCACAAGUAUUUUCGCGACGACAUCGACUGGAACAAGAUAGAUUCCUUCGAUUUCCCGGAACGAAUAGAGGCGAUUUCCAGCCACGCCGGGACCUUCAAGCCCCAAAUAGAAUCCUUCGAAGAAGAAAAAUACUCCUUGGAGUACUUCGUCAUCGACGAAAAACUAAUGCGUCUGAUCGAAAAACUGGACAAAAUCAAGUGCCAAGACAACCCGACUCUUACCCACAAGAAAAUCGAAGUGAUAGAAUAUAUAAAAAAUUUGCAGUCCCUUCUGGACGAACGCGCCAAAGAAUAAUAAACAUACAAGUACUU